Molecule: messenger RNA, 1477 nt
Organism: Ictalurus punctatus (channel catfish)
Lineage: Eukaryota; Metazoa; Chordata; Actinopteri; Siluriformes; Ictaluridae
Exons: 6
Coding region: 344-946 (200 amino acids)
Biological process (GO): cellular response to lipopolysaccharide; negative regulation of T cell proliferation; T cell costimulation
Cellular component (GO): external side of plasma membrane
Source: RefSeq, a predicted model, not a curated record
UGUAGGCUGUUCUCUCUCUGCUGAUAAUCCGACAGAAAUCACAGGACACACAGGUGGAUCAGUGCUGUUCCCCUGCUCCUGCUCUGACCUGAACACCAAACCUCAGAGAUUCACCUGGGAGACCUUCAGAACAGGACCUGCGACAGAAGUGUUAAAUGAUGAACACUACCGUGGCAGACUUCAGCUGUGUAAUCACAUUUCUCCUGCUAAUCUGUCUCUGCUCAUAUCUGACCUGAGAGCAGAGGAUCAUGGAGUCUACAGGUGCAGCACUGAGAAGGAACAUAGAGACAUCAGGCUUAAGGUUAAAGGCUGUGAGCUGGUGAAGAAGACAGGGGUAGAGGCUAUGACUGUGUUCACAGGAGAGUCUGUAGUUCUGCCCUGCGUCUGCACUGACCUACAGGACAAACCAAAGUCUGUAAAAUGGGAGUUUUCUUUACCAGCAACUGGAAUCAGUCACUUUCAGGAAAUUUACCCUGAACAGACUGGACGUCACAGAAACAGAGUCAAACUGGUCAGUAACAACGCUCCAGGAAACCGCUCUCUAUUCAUAUCAGACCUGACUGAAGAGGACCAGGGACUCUACAGAUGUUCUGUACAGGACGAUAGCAGAGAUGUCAGAUUAUCUGUUAAAGUAGGAAGAAGAGAAACUUCAACACACUCGAGGAAAACAGACACAACACCUCCAUCAGAACCGCCUCAGAGGAAAACAACAAACUCUCCACCUGCAUCAUCCUCAACAACACUGGAACAAGAUAAACAGCAAACAACCAGCAGCCUCCCUCCAGUAGGAAGAAGAGAAACUUCAACACACUCGAGGAAAACAGACACAACACCUUCAUCAGAACCACCUCAGAGAAGAAGAUGUGGAGAGGACGUGAUGACUGAAGGACAUCAGGACUGUGAGGGAAAGCCGGAGGAUCGGACUGUCACUUUCUGCACUAAAUAACACAUGAACACAGCCGGAGCAGCACGAGUUCAGAUCAACGCUGGAGAGAAAACUGAAUAUAGCAGCAUUAUAACAAUCUAAUCCAAAAUAAAUAUAGACACGUUCUCAGAUAUUAUAGAAUAAUGCUGAAAACAUAUAUUAAAUACACACCAUGACCUAGCGCAAGACUCACUCCGUUGGAUUUAUUUAAUGUAUGUGAAAUUUUGCUAUUUAAAAAAUCCGAUUCAGACAUAUAAAUGUGUUUGUGGUGGUCCCAGAUAAUUGUAUUCUCUUCACCUUCAUUUAUAUUAGCUAAGGGUAUUGUUCUGCAUUCACUUUGUCUAUUAAUCAUUAAAAACUGCUGAUGGAUAAUCUUGCAAAUUAUAUUUUGAAUGUACGUGUUAUUUUAUAUCUUAUGUGUACCAUUCUUACGUGUAUGAGAUUAAGAAAUAAAUGCUCUAGGAGGCUUUUGCAUAAAUAGACUGCUAUAGAAGUUCUUGUUGGUGACUUUUGUAAAACUUUGAGUAAGAAUAAAAAAGGAGGAUUGUUGAA